This is a messenger RNA of Antrostomus carolinensis (chuck-will's-widow), 817 nucleotides long. RefSeq names its product phospholipase D family member 3 (gene PLD3). Lineage: Eukaryota; Metazoa; Chordata; Aves; Caprimulgiformes; Caprimulgidae. The transcript has 5 exons. The annotation marks the transcript as partial. The record is from RefSeq and is a predicted model, not a curated record. Gene Ontology annotation, molecular function: catalytic activity.
GUGAAGGAACUCGGCGCCGCCGUCUACAACUGCAGUUGUUUGGCCAAAGAUUUAGGUAAGAUCUUUGAAGCUUAUUGGGUUCUUGGUGUUCCUGGUGCCACCAUCCCAGUCCCAUGGCCUGGAAAUUAUUCCACCACCUUCAACAUGGAGACACCUUUGGAGUUGAAACUCAACGACACCGACGCCGCUGUCUUCUUCUCGAGUUCUCCACCGGUUCUUUGUCCAACUGGUCGAACUCAAGAUCUUGAUGCUCUUCUCAACGUCAUCGACGCCGCCGAAGAGUUCGUGGACAUCGCCGUCAUGAGUUAUUUACCCACCACCGAAUUCUCCCACCCUCAGAGGUUCUGGCCGGCGAUCGAUAACCGGUUACGAAGAGCCGCCGUGGAACGCCGGGUCAACGUUAGGUUGUUGGUGGGUUGUUGGUCACACAGCAAAGCCACCAUGUUCCCCUUCCUCAAGUCCCUCGCCGCCGUCGCCGAUAACCGGACUCGUUACAGCGUGGAGGUGCGCCUCUUCAUGGUCCCGACGACGGCGGCGCAGUCCCGGAUCCCCUACGCCCGGGUGAACCACAACAAGUACAUGGUGACGGAGAAGACAGCGUAUAUCGGAACAUCCAACUGGUCCGGUGACUAUUUCACGCGGACGGCGGGAUCGGCCUUGGUGGUGAGCGGGGUGGUGAAGCCAACGGGUACCGGUAACGUCACCGGUGACAUCACCGACACCAUCCGGGGACAACUACAGGAGGUGUUUGAACGGGAUUGGAACUCCCGGUACAGCCCCGACAUCACCGACGCCGAGCGGUGGGAGAACCUGUGCG